UAUAAGGCUCGCUAGUGAGAGAAUAUCUUGCACGAGUUGCGACUUUUCAUCAGUAUCAAACUGGAAGAGGCUUCGAUACAUUCGACUGUUUUUUUUUUUUGUCAAUACGAUCACUUGAAAACGCGCAAAACCAUGAAGGUUUUAUUGAUUGCAAUUUUCGCGUCGGUGAGCUUGGCGAGCGCCGACGUAUCUCAUCUGUUCGACGCCACGACGACGACCACGACUCAGGGGCCACCGAAUCCUUACAGCUUCCAAUACGUGGCUGGUCGCUUACCGGGCCACAUCGACCGCGUACACGCCGAAUCGGGUGAUGGUACCGGUCGCGUUCAAGGAUCUUACUCAUUCGUUGACCCAAAAUCAAUCGUGAGAACCGUCGAAUAUACAGUUGAUGAAAAUGGAUAUCACCCUACUUUGACCGGCUACGAUGAUAUUUUGAGACAACCCAAAGAUUCUGAAGCUGUUCGUCGCGAAAAAGAAAGACACGCUUUGCUUUACCAGAAAAUCGCAACACGCAAUUCCCAAGGCAUUCCAGCGAACUUGCCAAGAGACACGAAGAGCGUUGCGAAUGCCAAAGUUCGUCAUGCAGAUCUUUAUCAAAGAAUCGCUGCCGAGCACGCAGCCAUUGCCGCCCAACGCGAGGCUCAACGAUUAGCUUACGAGGCUACAUCUGUACCCAACGAAGUUCGUGAAUAUGACUUCAAUUACAAUUAGAACGGCCUGUUGCCGCAAAAAAG
This is a messenger RNA of Trichogramma pretiosum, 734 nucleotides long. RefSeq lists its product as uncharacterized. The record is from RefSeq and is a predicted model, not a curated record. The coding region runs from base 133 to 711 and encodes 192 amino acids. Gene Ontology annotation, molecular function: structural constituent of chitin-based larval cuticle. NCBI's taxonomy places the organism in Eukaryota, Metazoa, Arthropoda, Insecta, Hymenoptera, Trichogrammatidae. Gene Ontology annotation, cellular component: chitin-based extracellular matrix. The transcript is spliced from 4 exons.